Messenger RNA from Prorocentrum cordatum, 1659 nucleotides. Lineage: Eukaryota; Dinophyceae; Prorocentrales; Prorocentraceae. The record is from the annotation of a GenBank genome assembly.
AUGGACCUCCACAAGGCCUUCGACAGCGUUCUCAUCGGCCCGCUGAUCGAGCAGGCGCUCGACCUCGGUUUUCCCAUGAGGCUGGUCUGGAUGUGCAUCAGCUAUUUCAGGAUGCCGCGGGUGCUCCAGGCCUAUGGGUCUUGGAGCCGCGACGUGGUGGCCAACGGCAGCAUCCUCGCGGGCUGCGCGCACUGCGCGGCGCUGUUGACGGUGCUGCUUUUGAAGGCCGCGGUGCGCCUGCGCGGCAUCGCGGAGCAGCUGACCCCACGAUCGUUGAUGGACGACCUCACGAUGCAGUGGAUCGGCCAGGUGGGCGACGGGUGCGUCGCCAAGCUGCGCGCGGCCGUCCAGGGCUUCACGGAGCAUGUGCGGCCGCUGGGCAUGCAGGUCAAAAUGACCAAGUCGGGCUGGCUGGCAACCUCGCAGGAGGCCAGGAAGGAGUUUCGGCCAGCCACGUGCGCGCUGGCGCUGCCCGAGCGGCGGGGGCUCCGCAACCUGGGCCACGACGCGCACGGGGCGGCUGUGCGCAGGCCAGUGGCGCAGGCCAGGAUGGCCAAACUCCAGGCGCGGCAGCACCGCGUCGACACGUUGGUCAGCAUGCUGGCGGAGCUGCGGCACAGGGCGGCGAUGCUCUGCAGCGGGCGUGGGGGCGAAGGUGCGGCCUCCAUCGCGGCGUACCUCGCGACGCAGGAGGGCUCGUUCUUCGACCCGGUGCACGAGGCGACGGCAGGCCCAGUGGCGGCCUACGCCGCCCAGGUGUGGGACGGCCACCUCCCGCUCGCCAGGCCCCAGCAGGCCUGGGCGGCGCCCCAGCGGAGGUGGGCUGACACGGCGCCGACGUGGCGCACGGCGCGCGAGCCGCUCGCGGUGGCGUGGAUGAGCUUGCGACGCAUCGGCUGGGACAUGCACCCCAGCCCGGUCCUCCUGGACGACGAGAGGCGCGGGGUUGAGCUCCUCAGGCUGCCCCCCCUGGAGGUGCGCAAGCUGGCGCGUGACGGGGUGGCCAGAUGGCAGGGGCGGCAGAUCCUCAGCCAUCGCCAGGCCGCCCCGCCGCCUGCAGGGGCCAGGGUCUGGAUGCGCGGGGCCAGGCACGUGCUCGCGCCGCCCAGGGCCAAGAUCCGCGGGCCGCGCGCUGGCCACCUGCGCACGGCGCGGGCGGGUGGUGCUUGGGACGCGGUGCGGCGGCACGAGGCGGGCUACAUCCGCAGCCCCUACUGUCCCUUCUGCGUGGUGCCGACGCCUGGGACAUGGGGCCACUGGUUCUACGAGUGCGAGAGGGUCGCCCCGAUAGGCGGCGAGCCCGAGACGGGCGCGGCGCUAGCAGAGAUGGCGGAGCUGCAGCUGAGGACCAAGCAGCGCAUUCGGGACAGGUGCCACAUCGGCUUGGGCGACGCCGACUACGACCGCUUCGACCUCAUCGUCGGCCUGCCGAUCGCGCCGCACGAGGUGCCAGCGGCGGCCAGGGUGGCCGACAUCUUCUUGUGGGACGACUGGGCGCUGGACGACGGCAUCGACACCGCUGUCGUCUUUCCCGACGGCUCGGGGCACGAGCCCGCCACGCCCGAGCUCACGCUGUGUGGCUGGGCAAUUGUGCAAUUGGACAUGAUGGGCUUGCCGAGGCGCGCCGCCUACGGGGCCCUUCCUGGCGCCCGCCAGACG